Messenger RNA from Epinephelus fuscoguttatus (brown-marbled grouper), 5451 nucleotides. It is a transcript of the gene bicral, whose product is annotated as BICRA like chromatin remodeling complex associated protein. NCBI's taxonomy places the organism in Eukaryota, Metazoa, Chordata, Actinopteri, Perciformes, Serranidae. Gene Ontology annotation, cellular component: SWI/SNF complex. Bases 1557 to 3956 code for a protein of 799 amino acids. The transcript has 13 exons. The record is from RefSeq and is a predicted model, not a curated record. Gene Ontology annotation, biological process: positive regulation of DNA-templated transcription.
UUCAAGGAAAAAACACACACAACCUCCUUCCUCCCUUCCUUCAGGGAGGGAAGAGAGUUUGAGCGGAGAGAAAAAUCUAUCCGAGACAGAACAGGGACAGUGAGAAAAAUAUAUGAGUGGGAGAGGGAGAAGGAGGAGGAGGAGAAGGAGGGGGGAGCAAAUUAAAAGUUGCCAAAUGGAGAUAUUGGGUUUCAAGAGGAGUGAGACAGGAGUAAAGGGUUUGCCUCUUUGAGUCGUCUUUAUGUUGUGCUAAUCGGGAUAAAUAUGUAUGGCGCGGCACGGCUUUAGUCCUCCGGCAUUUUCGACGAAUUCCACCCGACAUUUGCAAAACAAGGCGUCGUCGACACCGCGGCUAGCUAACCAGAACAGGCCGGGGUUUAUCGUUAAAAUGUCGCGGAGCGUCCUGCCCGGAGAGCUACCCGACCAGAACACGGGCUGCCGCAGAAUCCCCCCGGUUGAAACGCGUCGGUUCGGGUAUAUGGAGACAAAUGUGACGUUUUUCAUGCUGGCAGAUGAGCCACAUAGAGGACAAAUGAAAGCCUCCCCAACAGAGAAAGAAAGAUCACGUCAGCGACGACCAGCCACAGGCAGGCUGGAGCUGGACGACGGGCGUUUUGUGCUGCUUGAAUGCGAUUAUCAUUCUGUCGAUUCAGUCUAUUUUUGGAAAUAAAACUUGCAAGCUGUACAUUAGCUGGCUUACUAAACCAACCGGCGGUAGCACACACGGCACCAGUAGCAGGACGACAGCGGGGACUAGCUUGGUCUGCGUGGAAGCACGUAUGCUAGGGCGGACUGCGGAGACUACGAAAUAGCUUUAAAAUACACAAAAAUGGCCAAACUCCUCGGAUAAGAUGGUUUUAAUCCGACGGCCGUGGUUAAAGCUGACAACAGAGCCGCAAACUUAGUUGCUUUGAGCUACUUUAAACGGCCAUUUUUAACAGCAAAGGCACUUUAGCUCUGUUGUCUUUUUUUUUUUUUUUUUCAAAUGUAGCUAACGUUUUAAAUUGACAGUUAAAUUUUGAACGUUGGUAACGCGUUCGAACUAACGAUUGCUUUCGUUGGUGUCGUUCGACUAUUAAAUAAUUUACUGUUUUGUGUUUUAUUCGACACAUAAACAGCAUUUUAAGCUUUUUAUUGUGAAAUAAAACGUUCCUAAGUUAAUAGUUUGGUUUCCAUUUUUUUGUUCGUAAUGGCCUACGCUGCUUCCUUACAUUUUUUACAGCAUUGUGUCCACUUCUAAAUGACAAAGGAGCCUCACUGCCUGUGUUAGCAUUCCCCCUCAUGACGAGAAAAUGUCGUCGUUUUUAUUAUAGAUGUUAAAUAAAAGACAAUACUCUGUAACAUGCUUAACUCAAUCAGGUUUCUUGGUGUUUAAAAGUCACGUCACAGUCAGUUUACAGAGCCUGUUUUGUACGGCAGCCCUGUCGUUCUUUGUUCUCCCUGCACUAAAGAUGGAGGCUGAACGUGGCUCUGUUGUGAAGACAGCCUAUGGCAUGCCCACGAAGCCAAGGGUGUUAAAUGACUGAAUUCAUGCUUCCUGCUGGAAAAUCUGUGUCAUGGAUGAUGAGGACGAUCGCCAUCUUCUGGAUAUUUUAGGAGAUGUGGAUGCAUUGAAUGACUAUCUCCAUGGUAGCAACAGCAAGUCUAUUGAGGAGGAUGAUGUAAACAAUGCAGCUUAUGGGUCGGAUGGAUCCUUCUUUUCUAGUGACACCGCUGGCUCCAACGCUGGCCUCAAGGAUGGCUCCUCUACAAUGGGUGAAUUCGGCGAGGAUUCAGCAGGGGCAGGCCUCCAGCUCUCCAGCAGCCUUUCAUUUAUCGAGGAUGAAUUGGGGUCUGGGAACUCCCCUGGAGGGGUGGAUCUUGGGGGAGAGGACCAGCCCUUUGACAUCCUCCAGAAGUCUCUCAUGGAGGCUGACAUCACGGAACAGACGCUGGCCCAGGAGGCCUUACUAGACUCCCAGCCUGCUCCCACUCUGGUGCAGGCUCCUGUUCCCUUCCCCUCCCAGCUGGUUUCUGGGGGUUAUGGCGGAGGAGUGGGUGUGGUGACCACGGCGACAGCUGCUUUCCCCACAGGCCAGUUCCUGCAAGGGGUGUCCCAGCUGCCCAAUGGUUCUGCCCAGCACAUACAGGUGUUGGGCUCGUUUGGGGCCGGUGGUGGCGUGAUGACUCUGAGCAGCUUGGAGAGAACUCCUCAGCUUGUGCUGAGGGCGGGGGCGCCUGUAACUGCAGCGGGGACAGCAGCAGGGGGGCAGGUGUUUGCCCCUACCCAAGGCCAAGUUGGUUUGCCUUUCAAAAACAUCCCCCUUCAAAACAUCAUCAUCCAGAGAGGCCCGGGAGGGACCCAGACUCUUGUCAGACCCAUUCAGCCUAAACCUCUUCAAGCUGGGGCUCAGACUGUCUACAGCCUUGGUCUUCAGCCCACUCCCACCACCCUUGCAAAUGUAGUUAACGCUAACACGGCUUCUCCUGGGGGACAGUACACAGCCAAUGGCUCCAUUGUAGUGCAGCCGCCCCUGGAGCAGCAACAAGCACAGGCCCAGACAAAUAUACCACCUGGGCAGUACUUGCUGCCCAGCUCUUUGGCACUCACUCCGGCCAGCUCCAUCCACAACGGCCCCGCCGACCCCAACUCAAACACCCUCAUUACCAGUCAGAAUGCGGUGCAGAUUGUUGCAGGGCAGAACUUCACCGCACAACCAGGAGGCCAGCUAAUAUUGAAUCAGGGAGUAGUCAACAGGAGUCAGGUGGGAGGGGGUGUAACUCAAACAUGGACCGGAGUUUCAUGUGCGAACCCCGCCCCCGUACAGACAUCAUGCGCUCCGGGGCGGCUGACUCUGGUUGGCCCAGCGACGGCGGGGAUCGGUGGUCAAGGCCAAGUGUCGGCUAGCCCUGUUCAGCGCCUUCUAGUGACUCAAACUCAGAAUUGCACUUCUCUGUCCCCUUUAGCUGGUACUGUGACGCAGGAACAAGACUACAGACAGAAUUCUUCAUCACCUGCCCUCAAACAGGUGCAGCUCAGCAGCAUCCAUGCCAUGACAACCAUGACUCAAGAUUCAAAGCUGAACUCACAGGUCAGUGCUCAGAAGAGACCGGCCCUUCCGCCACUUACAAGAGGAGAAAUGAUUUUACAACAGCUGAGGAAGGAUCACGCUGGAGUUCAGACCCCGGAUCAGCGUCGAUUCAAUUCAAUCAAUGAUGCACUGCAAAGACUCCUCCCUUACCACGUGUUCCAGGGGGCUCCACCCAGCCAGGAGGAGUUCUCACAGGUGGAUGAAGAAUUUGAGGUAGUUGCAGCCCAAGUGCUGAUGAGGACCCACGCCAUGGUCAACAAAUACAGACGGCUACUAAUGGUGGAAGCUGAGCGUUCCAGUCCGUCGUCAGAAAUGGUGAUGAUCGACAGGACCUUCAACCAAGAGGAGCGCAGCAAUCUGACACAAGACAAACGCAUGGUACUUGUGGAUCCAGACACCUUCAUGGAGGACUUCUGUUGUGGGAUGAAAUCUAAACUUUUCCAAGAACCCCUCCCCUCUCAGUCGUCGUCCAGCUGUAGCUGGAAUCAUUCAUCUGACAGAGGCUCUACAGAGCCGCCAUACAGGACAGACUCUCAGCCCGGGUACGGAGACCCGGGAGGAGGUGGAGCUGCAGUACCAGUUGCGGCAGAUAGACUCCACCCUCCACUCUUAGAAAACAAGAGUGUCCUGGAACUCAAGAGAUCCCAGCAACACUAUGGGCCCAGCAGCGCCAGCAACAACAGCCUCACCGCUGCCAACAGUUAUCCCCAAGGUAACCCCUCAGCUUUCGCAGCAUCGACAAGAGGACAGACGCAGUACCAGGUGUCUCACCACCUGUCCUCCCCCCCGAUCCAGCCCCAACAGCCCCCGCAGCUUGCCUCACCCCCUCACCCCGACACAGACUCUGCUCUGGAGGCGGCAGUCAACAGCAUCUUGGAAUGUUAAGACUGAUAUCAUCCCUAAUGUAUGGUUUCAACUUCUUUUUUUUUGUUGUAAAACUCUCCUGUUGUAAUAUUUGUCGCAUUCCCCCACAACCCAGUGUGAAGAGAGGCUAACUCUUCUUUCAGGUCUGUUAUCUUUGUGAAACCAUCUCCGGCCAUGUAGCAUGUAUUUAGUUUGUUUUGUUUUAGUUUUUUUUUUUGGGGGGGGGGGGGUUGAGGCACUUAAACUUACCUAUAAAGAUCCGGGAAUGUGUGCAAUGCAGCGGACUCACAGAUGGAAAAUGUUCUUUUCAAUUUAAAGUUAUUUUAAGGGGUAGGGUCCGCAAUUUCAGUAGCUCGAAUAUAAGAGUGUCCCUCUCUUCACACACAGGAAUUAUUAAAGGGAUAGUUUGGAUCUUUUGAAGUGGGAUUGGAUGACAUCCUUAUUCAUAGUCAGUGUAGCACAAACAGUAGAUGUUGGUGGGCACGCCCCCAGUUUAGAGAAGCAGGCUGGAGUCUGACAUGGAAACUAAGCAAUGUACUUCUGUGGAUGGGAGCAGAAGCAAAACGUACUUUAGUACGUACAUUUAAAUUCUGGAAGUAUUUUUUAGAUGGCUAAAAUACAUUAUGCUGCUGCCCUCGUCCAAAGUACUUUGCUUAGCUUCUGUCGAUACUCCAGGCUGCUUCUCCAAACUGGGUGCGUGUAAUACACUGACUGUGCAUUAGUGCCUCAUACAACCCGACCUCAGAAAAUCCAAACUGUCCUUUAAUAUUUAGUGCCAGUUAAUUUCCCCCACUACCUAUGCUGAAGAACAGGGAGGAGAGACAAAACGACGACUCUGUGCCUAAUUCUAGGUUUUUAUUUUGAAGUGUUUACAUGAAGGAGCUCUAUUCAAAAAUAUCCACUGACUUAAAUUACAAACAUGCACAGUGUGCACACACACACACGCUUUAGUACAACGUGUUAAGUAGAUUCCAAGGCGUAGAGACACAUUCACAUAGACGAAUUGCACUAAACGUACUGUCGCUCAUUUCAGGAACUAUCCGAACACGUGGCUCUUGUUGACAUGCAGUGUACGCUAGGCUAAACCGAAUGUGAAUAUUUGGAACAGAACUAAAAUCUAUUCGCCUGCUUUCAGCUGCCUGCAACAAGGAUAACCUCUUACUCACACUAGAAACCAGUCAGACUAGUCACACAGACAUACAGUAGUGUUACCGUACUCUGCAAUGCUUUUUUUUUCUUGUGCUCAAGUCACAUUUCCUUUGGCGUUUUUUCUUUUGUACCUUAAAGGUAUGCAAGCCCCGACACACACAGACACAGGACGAAUACUCAACCACUUCUAUCAUUUCACAGUGUGUUUGUGUCAAGGGGAGCUUAGUCCUCAGAUUGAGGAAGAUAUGUUACAGUAUGAUCCUUUUUUUAAUUUAGAUUUUUAUUUCCUCAUUUAUUUUUUAGAAAUGACAUUAAAAAAGACGACUGUUUUUGUUUGUUGUAACGUGUUCCCCAGCUCUGUGAAGAU